Tetranychus urticae (two-spotted spider mite) is the source of this 1734-nucleotide messenger RNA. The record is from RefSeq and is a predicted model, not a curated record. Lineage: Eukaryota; Metazoa; Arthropoda; Arachnida; Trombidiformes; Tetranychidae.
AUGAAUAUUUCCUUUAUUCCUGAUAGCAGUUCCCAAGGAUCUCAGAGGAUAAGCUGUUAUCUCUCCGAUGGUGAUAACUUUUUUACUCCUUGUAUUAUUCCAGUGAAGUCUAAUAUCACUCUUCGUGAGGAUUCUAUUAUCAUCCUUCAGGAUUAUUCUUUUUAUACCUCUCCUCAUUUUGGAAAACCUAUUAUUGAGGUAUACUCUUAUCGAUCUUUUCCUGAUGUGCCCGAUACUGAUUCUGUACCUGACAUCGAUGAUAACUCCUGUGUAUUCGAUUCCAAUCCUGUGGCAAUUAUUUCUACACCAGAGAGACAACCUUCUCCACAAGGUGUGCCUCUUCUUUCUCAACAAGCAAUCCAGUACCUGCCAAUUGGCAAUCCUAUUCCUCAGAUUUCUUCUGAAUCUCCCUUAGUAUCAGGAGGCUUACUUGAUUUAAGUCCUAGAGUUUCCAGGAGUAUGACUCCAUCCAAGAGGCCUGCUUUUUCCCAAGUUCAUUUUUCUCCAGCUUCUUCUCUUCUUGCUAAGAGGACUCAUAUUGCCCCUGAGAGGCCUAUCCCAAUUUUCAAUUUGUCCUUCCAGUCGUCUUGGACCAUCAAGGGACGCGUUACUGUCAAGGGAGCUUUGGGACCUCUCAAACAUGGUGGUAACUGGUUUUAUUUCGAGCUUUCCGAUCUUUCCGGAACUAUUAAAAUUAACGCUUUUCAGGCAGAGACCGAGCGGUUUUUUGGAGUCAUAAAGCUAGGUCAUGUUUACGCUAUUUCCAAUGGAGAAUUGAAGCCAGCUAAGCUUCCUUUUAACACUACUAAACAUCUCCGUGAGAUAACUCUCAAGCAUUAUAGUAUUAUAAGGGAAGAGUUGGAUUUCCAUGAUGCUGAUUUUCCUAACGUGCCAUCCAAUUUUACCAAGAUAUCCCAUUUGAGGAAUUCCCCUAUUAGCUCAGUUGUGGAUGUCAUUGGAGUUUGUGUUUUUGUCACUCUGGUCAACAAGGGAGCUUGUCGUUCGGUUUUAAUCCAGGAUGACUCUUCCACAGAGAUUCGUCUAUCCAUUUGGAAUCUGUCACCGAAUGAUUUUAACCCACCAAUUGGUUCAAUUAUUGUUGCCAGGAGAGCCCGACUGACCCAGCAGCAUUGUGGCCUUAUUUUAACUGUUGCUGGAUGUGCCACGGUUGACGUAAAUCCAGAUCUACCUGAGGCCGUACGUCUUUUAGAUUGGUUUAAUAAUCAUGGAUCUUCUACUUCUUUUACUUCAUUAUCCAAGGGGUUCUUUGGUGAGAUAUCCCUUAUUAACUCAUUGCCUCAAUCCUUACAAGAUGAUGCCAUUAUCUAUACCAAUUUGGAGGUUAUCAUUAUUUCUGGUUGUGGUUAUGUCUACAAGGCUCACACUGUUUGUGGUCGACGUAUAAAAAUUUAUCAACGUGAUAUCCCAGUGUGUGAGAGUUGCCUUGAUACUCUUCCCCAGUUAUCAGAUCAACUUCUACUUACUUUGGGGAUUUCCGACUCCUCCGGUUCUGUCGAGGUGUCCGUUUUUACAGAUGUCGCCCUGGACCUACUAUCCAAGACUACUAAUGAUAUCCCCAAUAUUUCGGAUGCCAGCCUUUCCUUGGCAAUAGAGGGUUUUAUUGGAAAAACUUUUCAGUUGUGCAUUAAGUCUCGUAUGACCUUUUUCCAUGGUGAGCAUCAGCUCCAGCAUUCUGUCAAGUAUUUCUCAGAGAAGGUCGCUCUUGAAGUUUAA